Molecule: messenger RNA, 1131 nt
Organism: Syngnathus typhle (broad-nosed pipefish)
Lineage: Eukaryota; Metazoa; Chordata; Actinopteri; Syngnathiformes; Syngnathidae
Gene: cnpy4
Product: canopy FGF signaling regulator 4
Exons: 6
Coding region: 16-798 (260 amino acids)
Cellular component (GO): endomembrane system
Molecular function (GO): signaling receptor binding
Source: RefSeq, a predicted model, not a curated record
AACGUGAACCAAUAGAUGGCGAUAAAGCACCAUCACGGUGACGUUUACAGUAGCAAGAAGAAGAAAUCUGCUCGAAUCUUUGCGCAUGCGCAAUUCCGCCUUCGGUGCCGAUGUGGCUCUGGGAGAAAUAGUCCAGUCCACCAGGGGAUGCCAACAACGACGAUGAAAUUUGUCACUGUUGCAGCGUUUUAUUUGCUUUUUUCCGACGCUUUUAUUCUGGCAGACGACGACACCAGACUACCUAGCAAAUGUGAAGUGUGUAAACUGCUUACCGUGGAGCUCCAGGAAGCCCUGCGGGGAAGCGGCCGCUCCAAGGAAGUGCUGGAGGUGGGAGAAGUGCUGGACACUGGCAAGAGAAGAAAAAGCAUCAAGUACAACACCUCGGAGACCCGUCUGAUGGAGGCCAUCGACAACAUAUGUGAGCGCAUCCUCCAUUAUAGCGUUCACGCAGAGCGGCCGGGCAGCCUACGCUACUCAAAGGGUUCCAGCCAGACCAUGAGCACACUGAAGAACCUGGUCCACAAAGGUGUGAAAGUUGAAUUGGGCCUGCCGUACGAGCUGUGGGACGAGCCCUCCGUGGAGGUGACGGAUAUGAAGAAACAGUGCGAGAACAUGUUGGAGCGGUACGAGGAAGUGGUGGAGGUGUGGUACUUCCACCAUCAAGACCAGAAACUGGAGGACUACCUGUGCGAGAGGCAUGUCCUCGGAGCAGGCGAAAGAGAAUGUCUCAAGGAGGUGUGGAAGGGAGAUGUGGCAACCAGCGGAGGCGUAGAGACAAGACUUGCUGACGAACUUUGACCUGCAGAACAGUGAAGUGACGUCGAAACCGCACGUCAGCACGCGUUUUGUGUAGGCUGCGCCCUCUGGUGGAAGGACGACGUGCUUCCUCAAAUAUUUAAUGUCUUUUAACCCCGUUUGCCUCAUGUAUAUAGUAGACACCCACAAAUGCAAAAUGUACAGUUUUUACAUCUGAAAUAAAUUCUUAGAAUAAACAAGAACAUAUUUUUGUUUUUGCGAGAACAAGUUGCAUUCAGUUGGGUUUAUUCUAUUUAUAUUUUAUCCACUUGUGUCACACUGAUUGUACCUGAAAUAGCCACAGGAGGGCGCCACAAGUAAACAUACAGACUAAAG